AUGGGGGUCCGGAUGUGGAGUCCACAUGACACUACAUUUGACUGGAACGACGAAGUUAUGCUUCAAUACAGGACGCCACGACAUCUACCCGCGUCGGCAGCUGUAGAACGGGGUCCUGCUAUUGACAUAUCGCAGUCCUGGUUCGUGCCUAACAUCCGUCAACCAGGGCCGCCGCCGCUCAUUCUGCGCUCUGAGCCUCACUCGACGACUUCGGUGUCAGACGGCCUGCUCGAUUUAGGAGCGGGGUCGCCAGCCAUCAGCAUCUCCACUCGAAAUCACCAGUCCUGCCAUCCAAAGCAUCUGCGAAAGACCCGUGUAUUCGUGAAAGAUUGGACUGGUGAUGCGGCGGGGAUGGACCAAGAGAGGCCCAUGAGUCAAGAAGGGAAAAAACGGCCCAUCCUCCCACUACAUAUGGAAGCAAAGGCGCAGGGUCGUUGGGAAGAAGCUGAGAAGCUGGAGGUGGAGGGCCGGGAAGAGGAAGCUCUUGCUCUGAUGCAAGAUUGUAUUGAUCGCUUAAAGAAAAAGCUUGAGGGCUGGUACAAGCAAUCGUCAGCAACCGGCGGGCUUCCUAAUGAGAGCAGCAACGAGGACGGCAGCGAUUGUGCGGAAUUGAUUGCAUUGCUACAUGAUAUGGCGGUUUCCUCUCAUCUUCAGAUGGCUUUCAACGUGUUUCCACAUUAUGGUUAUUCGGGUGAAUAUGCGGGUGGGUGA
Messenger RNA from Sodiomyces alkalinus F11, 711 nucleotides. RefSeq lists its product as hypothetical. Bases 1 to 711 code for a protein of 236 amino acids. The record is from RefSeq and is a predicted model, not a curated record. The transcript has 11 exons. Lineage: Eukaryota; Fungi; Ascomycota; Sordariomycetes; Glomerellales; Plectosphaerellaceae.